UUUGAAAUGGAUGAUAUCAGCGCAUUUGUGCGCCUCUUACUUGAGAAUGCUGCUGCAGCCCAAGCUGCGAGCAAUUCAGCAGCGACUCAAUCGCGGCCUUCGGCCAGUACAGAUGUCAAAAGCGAGACUGUCAGUGCAGGCGAAUCCUCAGCUAAACCCACUGAUCCUAUGGGCACACCACGUUGCGGCGAAUGCAUUGGUUGUUUCCGUGCUGAAGAUUGUGGUAAAUGCGACGGCUGUGCUGCCGGAACACAGUGUUUGAAGCGAAAAUGCGUUCAAGAAGCGAUUCUGCUACAAAAAGCUCAGAAAGCAACGCAAAAGACUGCACAACGAAAGGACACAACGGAGGUUCAGAAGAAAGAAGUUAAACAAGAAGCAGCAGCUGCGGUGCCGAGACGUGGCCCAGGUCGGCCAAGGAAAGAUGGACAUGCAAAUGCACGAAGUGGCGGAAAUUCGCAUAUCAACGGCGACAAGGAGAUGACUGAACGCAAACCUGCUCGUCGCUCCAAUGCCCGAGCGCCCACUUCUAGAAGAAAGCAUGAUGCACCGAAGAAGGUUGAACCUCGUCAGUGUAUAGAACCCGACUGCACAAAACAAGCUCGCGAUAAUAGCAAGUAUUGUAGUGAUGAAUGCGGAAUAAAGUUAGCUAAGCGUCGACUUCUUACCUUAUUACCGCAAAAAGUUGAGGAAUACUAUAGAGAACAGCCAGAAUCGGAGCGCCGCACACUUGAAGAAUUACGCGCGAUUGAUCAGAAGAUUGGACAGAUCCAGAAGCAAACAGAUACCAUGCUUAAUUACGUGCGAAUUAUCCAGAAAUAUGUGACGGCCAUGAAAUCAACAACUUCUGUAAGCUACGAUGAACCUGGAGAUGUUGAUUUUAUGGUGAAUUGUACUGUGUGCGGAAUGGAAACCAAUGGGCGCCAACUUCCGAAACAUGUUGAGCGGUGUUUCGUGCGAACGGAAAAACAGACAUCGUUCGGAACGCCCACUCCCGCUGCCUUCAACCCAGACAAUCUUUUCUGCGAAGCAUACAACAAAGCGAAUAAUACAUACUGCAAAAGAGUGCGGGUAAUCUGUGCUGAACAUUACAAAGGAGAGUUGGAAAAUGAACUGCAGAUUUGUGCAUAUCCAAAAGCAUGGGCAGAAGGAAAGUCCAUGACAUUUGCCGAGAUGUUCGAACACGGCCCCGAUCUAUUGAGAGAUCAAGGAUUCUGCUGCGCACCUAGGAAGGAAUGUGCACAGCAUCAUCGAUGGGUACAGUUGUCUAUUUCGUCCUUUAGGCUCUUGUUGGAACAAUCGAGUGCGAGAGAAUGA
This is a messenger RNA of Cylicostephanus goldi, 1314 nucleotides long. The record is from the annotation of a GenBank genome assembly. NCBI's taxonomy places the organism in Eukaryota, Metazoa, Nematoda, Chromadorea, Rhabditida, Strongylidae.